AUGGAGACAAUGGAUGUGUUACUACAAACUCAUUUGCUAUUGGCAUCAGAAGUUUCUGUAUUACAACAACUUUCAGUUCAACCUGAACAGGAACUCGAAUGGAAGCUUGCACAGCUUGCCUUGAAUGGUCAAUCUUACGAAGUGGUCCAACUAGUGCUAAACGAAUUUACUGAGAAAAUUAACAUUGAGACUAUAACAGAUGAUGCAUCUUUACUAAAUUCAAUCAGAUCGUUUCUGUCCAAACACUUCCAUAAAGAUAAGAACAUAGCACUUACAUUUUCUAUUGCAUUAUUGCAGUGUUUUAUUCAAAAUAACUAUACUGGUCCUUCAACACCUAUCGAUAUCUAUGACAUUUUCUCCCAAGACUUGACCAAAAAGGAAACUAUUAAUUCCUUGCUAAUUCAAUCAUUAACUGUUUUGGGUCAAUGUGCCUAUGAAUUAGUUGAUGAUCCAAUGUACCUUGUUCUAUCAUUACUUUUAUUGGAGCAAAUAACGGAACAACCAACAUUAUUUGGGAAUACAGUAGACAGUGACAUAGCACUUCCUGUGAUCUCUUCCACUGAAACUCCAGGUAUUAUUGCAUUAGCACAUUGGUGGAGAGCAAGAGCUUUACUUGUCCACUUGUCACUUCUGCCUGAAGCAACAGGAUAUCAGCCUACAGUUGCAGCUACAAUUUUACAAUCUAUCGACUUAGCUCAUGCUGUUGUUAAGGAUUUGCCAGCCACCACUUCAGAAGAAUUCAAGAAAUGUAUAUAUACCAUAUAUUAUUUGGAGAAUGUAAAAUGUUCCUUAGCCAUUAAUCACGAGCAUUUAUGUCUACCGUCCUUGACAAAGGUGAUGAAGUUAACCAAUUUUCAAUUUGUCUUAACAGGUGCUCGUGCCAAGAGAACUAAGUUUCAGGAAAGAGCACAUUCAAGUUUGAUUAUUUUGGCUGAAUCAUCAUUUAAUCCUCAAAUGCCCAAUUUAUCUUCGACUAAAACAUCAUCUCCCGAGAGUUUUGACCUGAAUUCUGAUUUACUGUUAGAGAAACCGCAAUUUGAAUCUAUAGGAUCGGAACCGCUAGAUGAACAAAUAAUUAAGAAACAAAAAAUCGAUUCAUCAAAUGAUCAGCUUUUAGAAGAUAAACUUUUACCUUUAGCAUUACGUCAAGAGUACAUUCCGCAAAGUCUACAAAUCAUAGACCCAAAUAACCAACCUGCUCUAUCAGCCUAUGAUUCAUUACAAUUAUUACUGCGUCUUUACACAAUUAGACAGACAAGUCCUGCUAAAGAUCCUCUGGUUGAGGAAGAAUUAGGUGCAUUGAUUGGCAGAAUUAUUUACCAAACGACUGGUGAUAGAAACUGGACGAUCUUCUCACGUUCCCUGUGGGAAAGAUCAAUUGUGGAGACCACCAAAGCCAAGACGCUUGAGAGGGGGUUAUUGCAAAUGCAAUCUCUUGUUGAAGAAUUAGGUUUAAAAAUUCAAACACGAAUGAUACCUCAGAAUAAUGAAGAAGAGAGCGUGGUUCCUAGAUUGAAAUACAUUCAUCAAUUGCCAUUUAUUCCACGAUGGGAGCUAGACGCUACUCUAGCUGAAAAAUAUAUGUCACUAGGUGUACUAAAGUCUGCUGUUGAAAUUUAUGAGAGGCUGCAAAUGUGGUGUGAGACUGCUUUAUGUUAUGCUGCAGUUGGAGACGAAAAGAAAGCCGAGGAACUUCUCUGUAAAAGAGUUAGAGCUAAUCCAAACGACGCCAGAGCAUGGUCUAUUCUUGGUGAUAUUAAGCAAGAUCCUUCAUUAUGGGAGAAAAGUUGGGACAUUGGAAAGUACGUUAAUGCCAAGAAUUCUCUUGGAAGAUACUAUUAUAACCCCCCUGCCUCUUCUGGUUUAACUAGAAAUUACAAUCUUACUUUGAAACACUUAAAUGAUUCAUUGAGAAGAUAUCCAUUGAAUUUUGAGACAUGGUACUUUUAUGGGUGUGUUGCCUUAGAAUGUAAUAAGAUGGAGGUAGCCGCCGAGGCAUUUUCUAGAUGUGUUUCUUUGGAUCCGACACAUGCGAUGGCUUGGUCCAAUUUAAGUGCUGCCUAUGUGGAAUUGAAUAAAUUGAAGGAAGCUUUCAGCUGUUUAAAACGUUCCAUUGCAUGUGAUUCACAAAGGAAUUGGAGGAUUUGGGAAAAUUAUAUGCUAGUAUCUGCUAAGCUAAAUGAAUGGGAUGAUGUAUUAAUUGCUUGUAAACAACUUGUUAAUAUCAGAAGAAAUAAAUCAGGGGAAGGGUCUAUUGACCUGCCAAUUGUAGAAAAAUUAAUUGAGCUACUGGUUUCUAGUGAUUAUCCAAAAUGUGAUGAUGACGAAGAUAGUAUCGAAAGCCAAUUAACACAUUUCCAAAAGUCCUGUAUAGAGUUUGUGUGUAUUACGUUGCCUUCUGUGAUUACUACAAGUGCUAGAUGUUGGCGACUAGUUGCUAAAGUGGAACUUUGGAGGAGACGUCCUUGGGCUGCCUUGGAAUGUCAUGAAAAGGCAUAUAGAGCGGUAUCGCACAAUCCAGACCUAGAAAUUGAUGAAAAGAUAUGGAACGAAACAGUUGAUGCAUGUGAAGAUCUUGUUGCAGCAUAUGAAUCGUUAGGUGAAAUGGAAGGAAAACAUGGACCAAGCAGUUUAGUAUGCAAAGACUGGAAGUACAAGGCUAGAUCAACUAUUAAGGCCUUGAUGAGCAAAGGUAAAGGUAGAUGGGAUGGCUCCGACGGUUGGGAGAGAUUAUUACAGGCAAGAAGUCAAAUAUAG
Naumovozyma castellii is the source of this 2757-nucleotide messenger RNA. It is a transcript of the gene EMW1, whose product is annotated as tetratricopeptide repeat-containing protein EMW1. NCBI's taxonomy places the organism in Eukaryota, Fungi, Ascomycota, Saccharomycetes, Saccharomycetales, Saccharomycetaceae. The transcript has a single exon. Bases 1 to 2757 code for a protein of 918 amino acids. The record is from RefSeq and is a predicted model, not a curated record.